Thecamonas trahens ATCC 50062 is the source of this 1299-nucleotide messenger RNA. RefSeq names its product alanyl-tRNA synthetase domain-containing protein 1. Gene Ontology annotation, biological process: alanyl-tRNA aminoacylation; regulation of translational fidelity. NCBI's taxonomy places the organism in Eukaryota, Apusomonadida, Apusomonadidae. The record is from RefSeq and is a predicted model, not a curated record. Bases 1 to 1278 code for a protein of 425 amino acids. Gene Ontology annotation, molecular function: Ser-tRNA(Ala) deacylase activity; alanine-tRNA ligase activity; ATP binding. The transcript has a single exon.
AUGACGACGGCGGCGACGGUGCUUGCGGCGGCCGACGGCGGCGACGGCGAGUGGGACGUGGUGCUCGACAAGACGGUGGUGUUUCCCGAGGGCGGUGGCCAGCCAGCUGACACGGGCCGGCUGUGUCUUGCGGAGACGGUGCUGGAUGUGGUGGGCGCGACAACGGCCAAGACCGGGCCAGACGCUGGAGUGGUGCACCACAGAGUGGCGGCAUGUGACCGGCUGGCGGUGGAGAGCCUGGUCGGCGAGUCGGUGGUGGUCAAGGUCGCCGAGGCGCGGCGGAUCGACCACAUGCAGCAACACUCGGCGCAACACUUGGUCUCGGCAGUUGCCGCCGAAGUCUUUGGGGCGGCAACUGUGUCGUGGGAGCUCGGCUCCGAGGCCACGGCGAUCGACGUCGAGCUGACCGCAGCCGAGGAUGACGUCGAUGUCGCAGCGCUCGAGGCCAGGAUCAACGCACUCAUCCGAGCGCGGACGCCGGUCACCUCGCAUGUAGUUGAUCGUGCGGCCAUGGACGCACUGGUUGUUGCCGGCGAGGCUGACGGAACCAAGUUCCGCUCGCGCGGCCUGCCGGACUCGGUCACCGAGGGCAUCCGGCUGGUGGCCAUUGCCGGCGUUGAUCUCAACACCUGCUGCGGGACGCAUGUGACGAACCUCUCUGAGCUGCAGGCCAUCAAGCUUCUUCCGCCGUCGCGGUCAAAGAAGCAUCCGACCAAGAUGCAGCUGAGCUACGUCGCUGGCCAGCGGGUCCUUGACCGGGUCGCCUCAGCGGUGGUCCUCUCGUCGCAGCUCAACAAGGCGCUCGGCUCGGCGGCGUGGCUCGAGUGCAUUGCAUCGUACAAGUCGGCGGCCAAGGAAAUGGCACGGACACAAAAGGCGUUGGUGGCGCAGCUGGCCUCCUCGCAAGCCGAUGUAGCUCGUGACGCCGCCUGCGCUGCUGGUUCGCCUCUUGCUCACAUUCACCAGCCGGCCGGCGACGCUGCGUUCGCAAAGUCGGCCGCUGCCCGCAUCCACGAGACACACCCGGGCCUGGUCGUAUUUGUCACCUGCGGCUCAGAGAGCGGGGCCGGCAUCUUUACGCUUGUUGCCGCUGCCGAGCCGGGCAAGUCACUCGUUGACGCGGUCGGGAAGCAGGCCGCGAGCCUGAUGGACGGCCGCGGCGGCGGCAAGGGCGGCAAGUUCCAGGGCAAGGUGGCCAACCUCGGGGCGCGGGGCGAGGUCGUGGCGCUCAUCGAGGCGCGCAGCGGAGAAGGCCAAAGCCAAGACCAGGGCCAGUAAACGAGCUUCGGUGGUACCGCA